This is a messenger RNA of Enterobius vermicularis (human pinworm), 957 nucleotides long. Lineage: Eukaryota; Metazoa; Nematoda; Chromadorea; Rhabditida; Oxyuridae. The record is from the annotation of a GenBank genome assembly.
AAGUUUGUACUCCAGAUGAGCGAAAAGAGCGAUGCAGAUACUGUAGUGAAGGAUGUAGAGAGGGUUCGAAUAGUUGAACCUGUGAGUCGAACGAAUGCUAUUAUCGUUAGGGGAGCCAUUUUGGGAACAGGUCUUGUUGGGAUAGCUAUAUUUUUACGCUCAUCGCGCCUCUUCUCAAGAUUCGAAACUGUGUCACAAAUCCCUAAAGAAUUUAUAAGAAAAGAGUUUGAGUUAAAAGGGAAAGUCCGCCGAGUGCUCCCGGCCGGUGUGUUGAAAGUCGAACAUAUACCUGUCCUCGAGUUGCCUAGAGCGCUGUCUUUCAGAAGAAGAAAAGAGGUUUUUAAGCUGCUCAAUGUACGGUUGGCUGGUUUGGACGUAACAGACGCUGGAACCCACUUUCUUGAUAACGAGUUGCGACUGCAAAACAAAAAAAUAUUAUUUAAGGCAUUGAAAACUUCUGGCGAAGGGAACAAUUUUGUUGAUGCCGAUGUCACCCUUCCAAAGACUUUCUUUAUACACACUAACGUGAAUGUGGAUCUUGUACGUCGCGGUUAUGCAAAAGUUUUGGGUCCAGAUAGACUUGAUCACAAGAAGGCAUUGGAAGAAGUUCCACCAUAUUCGCGCUUAGUUUCUAAGUUGCUGAUGUCUGAAAAGAUUGCUGAUCGUCGUGGGGUAGGUAUAUGGCAACGUGAUACGUGGGUUGAGUCACUGGCAGCGUACCCGUCACAGUUUUCUCAAAUUGUGAAACAUUCUGCCCUAACACGUUUCGCGGUAUGUAUUUUAACAUACUUGGUUACAAAAGAUCUAGCGAAAGUGAGUAUUAGAUUGGCUGAACAGGGUUACUAUUUGAUGGCUGCUAUAUUCCGAUAUUUGAUUCAUGUCUACAAGGUAUUUUCGGCCGUUGUGGACAGAUCCUACGUUUUUUAUAGCAGAUUUAGGCAGAAGUUCAGAAGAUAA